GUCACGCUAGGUUAGUGCUACUGUCUAGAGUCUCUAGGUACAUGUACAAUACAAUACCUCUUCUUCCUCUUAUUCUAUUCCCCUCAGCCUACCUCAGCCCCUCUAACGUCGAAGCAGUACCUACUUCCUAGGUAAACAUCGUUGUAGACAUCGUUAUAGACAUCGAAUGCUAUUGUGCAAUCGUCUAUUACCAUCAUGUUGAUAUUAUUCGUUCGUUAUAAUUAACCACUCCGAGGCUUUGAUACGACCUUCUACUUUCACCUAUUUCUCUAUCUUCACAAAUGGUGUUUUAUAUUGAUAGUCACGGCUCGGUUAUUUGAAGCCGGUUCGAUUCAUCUUAAUAUCUUUUAUCCCGAUGUGCGAUGCACUAACAACCUGACUAACGAUAACAGGAGGUUGGUAUGUUUUAACUAAUCAUUUACCAGCAAACCGGUUCCCGUCCGUAACCUACAAAAUACAUAAUAAUCGUCAUUUUCACGAUCCCAAACAGUUUAAUCAAUCUCCAAUCGAACGGAUAUGGUCCCGCAAAUGUGGCUCUCGCGUCCUUUUUGGCCGGGCGACGAUCUGGUUUUCCUAAGGCACGAUGAUGUGCACUCCGCCCUGGAUCCGCUUCCGCCUGGACCACGAAUUGGUCAACACCCUCGGCACACUGGAUCCUAAUCGUAUCCACUAUGACUGACUAGUGAUGGAUCGAGCUGUUGGGGAUGAUGAUCGCAUUCUUUUAUAUUCCUACCUUAACUUUAGCUUGGCCUACCUACAUAUUACCAAGCCGAAAAAAAAGAACCGAUACUGCGAUUAUUUCCUCUUGUACUUCACAGAGUCGCACUGGGAUAAUGUGCAAGUUUGGACUCGGAGCUAAUCACGGGUGCAAGAUGUAUAAUCACGCUGCCAUCCGAUCUGCGUCAAAAGGCAUGUAAUACUACCUAGGUACCUACUCAAGCUUUCGGUAUAUACUAUUGUGCAUAUUCGCAAGAAGCCCUGCAUGAUUGUCGUGCAUCUGACCGGUUGCUCCGCUGCGGAACAAUUCAUGUCUAAAUCCCAAUGGUUCAGAAUAAGGCAAUCAAGCAGCUACCUACCUACCUACCUAUUACGAAGUUGCAUUCAAGCACAAUAUAAAUAUGUCAAUUCAGACCUUAGAAUUGUUGGAUUCCAAUAUCACCACAACGAUUUAAAUAUC
Daldinia caldariorum is the source of this 1177-nucleotide messenger RNA. RefSeq lists its product as uncharacterized. Bases 705 to 917 code for a protein of 70 amino acids. The transcript has a single exon. The record is from RefSeq and is a predicted model, not a curated record. Lineage: Eukaryota; Fungi; Ascomycota; Sordariomycetes; Xylariales; Hypoxylaceae.